AUGGCCUCAACAAUAGACAACCGGACGAACCUCCCAACCGGACCAACAUCAUCCAAGCGAAAACCCCCCGAAGAAACCGACGCGUCGAAAACCACCUCCACCCCAACAGUCCUAUCCUUCACCUCCCGCAACCCACCCUGGACCUACCUCAAACUCCAACUAAUCACCCAGCCACUAACAUCAACAACUCAAACAACCCUUGACCCUCUAACCGCAAGAACCCACCUCACCGCCGCCCUCGCCCAGUUCCUCGGCCUCACAGGGACAGCGAUCCCACUCGACAUCCUGAAAAUCACCCAGGAGGGCCAAGCGCAAACGCCAACAGUCUGGAUUCGCGUCCCACGCUCGGAUGCCGCAGCCGUCGUGGCGGCGCUGAGCUCCUGGAUCGGGGGUCCCCCCGGCGGGGGGAGUAAAUCUGCGACGGCGACGGCGAGCGCGGGGAGCGUGGCGUGGCGGGUGUGCGCGAAGGGGAAUUACCUCGGGGCGGUGGUUCAUGGGUCUGGGGGCGAUUUGUUUGUCCCCUAG
Molecule: messenger RNA, 525 nt
Organism: Aspergillus fumigatus Af293
Lineage: Eukaryota; Fungi; Ascomycota; Eurotiomycetes; Eurotiales; Aspergillaceae
Exons: 2
Coding region: 1-525 (174 amino acids)
Biological process (GO): tRNA processing; nuclear-transcribed mRNA catabolic process, RNase MRP-dependent; intronic box C/D snoRNA processing
Cellular component (GO): ribonuclease MRP complex; nucleolar ribonuclease P complex
Molecular function (GO): ribonuclease MRP activity
Source: RefSeq, a predicted model, not a curated record